AUGUCGCUUCACGAUCAAUAUCCGGCCUAUGGUGGUCGUGGGCCAACGGACCUGCGUCUGGGUAUUUCCCUCGCGGUCAUUGCCACCAUCUUCAUGGUUAUGCGGGUGUAUGUCCGCUUGCGCGUUAACAAAUUCGGUACAACCGCAUUGAUAUUGUCUCUCGUUGCUUGGCUUUUUACGGCCAUUACCCAAGUCUUCGGUAUCCUUUCAGUCCUCCACGGUCUAGGAAACCAUAUCACAGUCAUUGCGGAAGUCGGCCAACUUCACAAUUUCCUUCUCUUUACAUGGGUCACGGUCUUCUUCUUUAAUCUGGCAAUCCCAACCGGCAAGGUGGCGGUGGCUGCAUUCCUUAUUGAAGUGAACGGACAAGGCAAUCCCAAGAUCCGCAAAAGUCUCAUCGCCGUGGCUGUUCUCAACAUUGUUCUCAAUAUUCCCCAAGUUCUCAUGGUCUGGUUCCAAUGCACCCCAGUCAACGCCCUUUGGGACCCUCUUCGCCAGGACCAAUGCAACCACACCAAGAGUGUCUAUUAUACCUAUUUCGUGGGUGCGAUCGCCGCAUUAUCCGACUUCUACCUCGCCAUCAUCCCAAUCCAAAUGCUCGUCCCAUUGAAAAUCGACCGCAAGUUGAAGUGGGGUCUGAGUUUCCUCAUGGGCUGUGGUAUUUUCGCGGGAGUCGCUGCAAUUGUUCGCACCUGGGCGGCCAAAUUCAUUCUCGACGUCGAUUCAUCCUAUGGCGUCGGCACCCUUUUCCUCUGGGGCGAAGUCGAAGAAUGGCUCGUCCUUAUCACAAUGUCCAUUCCACCCGUCUGGCCUCUAUUCCGCCCCUUCACCACUCGCUUCAUUAAAUCCAACUUAUCCCGUACGCCCGGACCGAGCUACAAUUAUAAUUACCAGUACAAGAAUGCCGGCUACAGCACUACAGCCAUCGCUUCGCCCAUGUCACCCAAUUUCCCCCCGCCAAUGGUCACCACUACGAUCUCUAUUUCGUCAGCAAAGGACGGAGCAACGACGGUUGUACCCUCGGAAACUGGGUCGAGAAUCUCGGAUGAGCGAACCCCGCAUAAUAUUCUGGACAAGAAUGAUGCUCAGGGUGCUUGGGUUGAAUUGGGGGAGAUUCCGGAUAAAUAUAAGAGGAAUCGAUCGCCUGUGCCUUGA
Molecule: messenger RNA, 1155 nt
Organism: Penicillium waksmanii
Lineage: Eukaryota; Fungi; Ascomycota; Eurotiomycetes; Eurotiales; Aspergillaceae
Exons: 4
Coding region: 1-1155 (384 amino acids)
Source: RefSeq, a predicted model, not a curated record